AUGUCCAUAUCCCCCUGGAAUGCAAAUAAUGGCUCAAAACCUAUAUCCCAUCAAAGUGAGCAUUCCCAUAACUUCACUUAAUCUUAAGGAGACCAUUUCUUAGAGGAAUAAAUUUUGUGGGACUUUGAAGAUGAUUAUUCAGAUGAUUAAUUAUUUAGAAAUCUCUUCGUCAUCAUAACAGAUUUAUUAGAAGAUAAGUACCCCAAAAAAGUAACAAAGCUAACUGCAAUUGAAGCACACAAGAUUAUUGAAGAUUGUUAACUUUAAGUAAAAUAAGCCAUAGAGGAUCACAAAAAAUAUAAACAUAUUUAAGACAUAUUGGCAUUUGAGUCAUUUAUCGAUAAAAAUGAUUCCAUGAUUAAUUUACAAAUACAUACAUCAAAAAUAAAAGAGAUCAUAUAGUGGGAUUUAGAGAAUGCAUUUGAUUACAUAGAUGAAUUCGUACAAGGUUAUUGUUAUGAAAAUAAAUUGGACAAAGAAAACUUUGUGUUAAUAGGAAAUUAAAUUAGAGAAUAAAUAUAAAAAGCAUACGAAAAGAGAUUUCGAAUUGCAUAAAAAUUACUUUUAGAUGAUUAAACAGAAUUCAAAUAGAAAUUGAUCUCAUAUUUGGACUAUCCAUCUUUUGAACCUUAUUAACCAAUUAGAGAUCUUCCAUAAAAUAAUGAUAUAAAUAUGUUUUUCAAAAAGAAUAUUGAAUUUUUGCCACCAGAACUAUAAAUGCUCUAUGGAUAAAAACCACAUAUAAAAUAAAUACUGGAAUUAGGAGUAGAUUAAGAUGAUACAAAAAAGUUCGAAAAAGAACUUAAUUAAAAAUCGAAAUAUCUUGAUCAAACUAUUUUAUCCGAUAUCAUUAACAAGACUAAAUAAAAUUGA
Messenger RNA from Paramecium tetraurelia, 873 nucleotides. RefSeq lists its product as uncharacterized. NCBI's taxonomy places the organism in Eukaryota, Ciliophora, Oligohymenophorea, Peniculida, Parameciidae. Gene Ontology annotation, biological process: chromatin remodeling. The transcript is spliced from 5 exons. The record is from RefSeq and is a predicted model, not a curated record. Gene Ontology annotation, cellular component: nuclear chromosome.